Plasmopara halstedii is the source of this 798-nucleotide messenger RNA. RefSeq lists its product as uncharacterized. NCBI's taxonomy places the organism in Eukaryota, Oomycota, Peronosporomycetes, Peronosporales, Peronosporaceae. The record is from RefSeq and is a predicted model, not a curated record. The coding region runs from base 1 to 798 and encodes 265 amino acids. The transcript is spliced from 11 exons.
AUGAGGCGGAGGUCUGGAUUUAUGUAUUGUAUAUUAACGUGGGGUGGAGAAACGUCGUACAAGUAUGAAGUAGGACCGAGUUCAUUGGUCCUAUUAGAUAACAGAGAGGCAUUUGAGGAAGAAAUGAUGAGGUUACAGUGCUUACACUGUUCUGGAUCUCACCGCAUUGUUACUUGGGGUGUCAAUGUUGACAUGCAGUGCUAUAGCCUCUCCCUCUAUUUUGCCGUCCGUCAAUUUGGUCUCAGUGGACACGUUAGAAAAAUUAGUGGCAAUUUCGUGUCAAUGCAAUGUUUGCUGGAGGAGCUUGGAAGUUGCAAGAAGACUCACAUGGUAAUAGUGCGAUGUGUCUUCAAUGGGUUGCCAUCCGACUGUAUCGACGCACUUCAAGUGCUUGAUGCAGUCACGCUGGUAAUAAAGUCUCGUACUUGUCCAACGGAGACGUCUUGGCUUUGCCGUUCGCAUCAAUCGAUUGACUGCAUCAAUUUAAUGUCCCGGUGUGCUGAUGACUGCUGCCAAGCAAACGACGCUUCACUAAUUAAAAUCUAUCUUCAUCUCUUCUCGUUACCACAUAUAAUACGUAGAAUCGGCUUGUUGGUGACACUGUACUCGUAUGAGUUUUUUUGUUACUAUGAUCUGCAACUCCCCGAUUUGAUGAUUCAGUCACAGGAUCCAUCGUUGGACCAUCCGUUGCUGAUGUAUCUGUCAGUUCUGGACCCGCUUCCUCCGAGAUUGUUGUCGUUUGAUAAAUGUCUCCACUGGAUGAAUAUUGCAAAUAUCGCGGCUACAGUAGCUGGAUAA